AUGAAUAGUAUUCUAGGCUUUGUUUCCAGAUCAACAUUCAAAAGAGCACGGAGAGGUCUCUUUGGUACUACAGAGAAACUCUUUGGGAAUAAUGUGAGUCACUCUGAGCGCAAAACACGAAGAGAUUGGAAUCCGAAUGUUCGCCAUGUUCACCUAUAUAGUGAAACAUUAGACAGAAAGAUAGGUUUGAGAGUCACAUCGAAUACCCUGCGUUGUAUUGACAAGGCAGGAGGGUUAGACUAUUAUGUGCUAAAUACAAAGGAUAAAGACCUGAAUAGUGACGUUGCACUACGUUUAAGGGAGGAAAUUCUAGCCAAGCAGAGAGAGUUGAAUGGAAAGCUAAUUUAGUCAUUUACAC
Molecule: messenger RNA, 358 nt
Organism: Blastocystis hominis
Lineage: Eukaryota; Bigyra; Opalinata; Blastocystidae
Exons: 3
Coding region: 1-348 (115 amino acids)
Cellular component (GO): mitochondrial large ribosomal subunit
Molecular function (GO): structural constituent of ribosome
Source: RefSeq, a predicted model, not a curated record